Molecule: messenger RNA, 1976 nt
Organism: Clarias gariepinus (North African catfish)
Lineage: Eukaryota; Metazoa; Chordata; Actinopteri; Siluriformes; Clariidae
Gene: sox1a
Product: SRY-box transcription factor 1a
Exons: 1
Coding region: 308-1345 (345 amino acids)
Biological process (GO): regulation of DNA-templated transcription; anatomical structure morphogenesis; cell differentiation
Molecular function (GO): RNA polymerase II cis-regulatory region sequence-specific DNA binding; DNA-binding transcription factor activity, RNA polymerase II-specific
Source: RefSeq, a predicted model, not a curated record
UUAAUCGCUGUCAAAACCCGUCAUAUGGCCGCCACUUUAACUAACUCCUCAGCUCCACUAGGGAAAGUAGCUCCAAUGCGCUUUCAAUUAACGUGGAUGUAAAACGGCUGUUGGUGACAAGACAAAACAGGCUGCGGGAAGAUUAAAAAAAAACGCCAGAACUUCAAACUCACAGACACUGUUCGGAUUAAAUUCCACUUCAUUCCGGAGUUCUCCUUCACUUGCUUGCGGUGCACCUGCUCUGGCGGACCAACGCCGAAAGUUAAUGCUUUUUUGUUUUGGUUAAGAAGCCUUUAAAACCACUUGAAUGUAUAGCAUGAUGAUGGAGACGGACUUGCACUCCCCGGGACCUCAGACCAAUACGAACCUGGGGCAGACAGGUCCGAACACGGGGAGCAAAGCCAACCAAGAGCGCGUCAAACGCCCUAUGAAUGCUUUUAUGGUGUGGUCCCGCGGCCAGCGCCGGAAAAUGGCUCAGGAAAAUCCUAAAAUGCACAACUCUGAGAUCAGUAAGAGACUCGGCGCAGAGUGGAAGGUGAUGUCAGAAGCUGAAAAGCGACCCUUCAUCGAUGAGGCAAAAAGGCUGCGUGCCAUGCACAUGAAAGAGCAUCCGGAUUACAAAUACCGACCGAGGCGCAAAACCAAGACGCUGCUUAAAAAGGACAAGUACUCUCUUGCUGGAGGUCUGCUCGGCGGAGCGGGCGCGGGCGCGGGAGUUGGGCUCGGGGUGGGUAUGAGCGCAGCCGGAGUAGGCCAAAGGUUAGAAAGCCCUGGGGGUCACGGAGGCUCAGCCGGCGCCGGUUACUCGCAUAUGAACGGUUGGGCAAACGGCGCGUAUUCGGGCCAAGUCGCUGCCGCCGCCGCCGCUGCUGCUAUGAUGCAGGAGGCGCAGCUCGCCUACGGGCAGCACCCGGGCAGCGGGGCACACCACCACCACCACCCUCAUGCCCACCACCAUCAUCCGCACAACCCGCAGCCAAUGCACCGCUACGACAUGAGCGCUCUGCAGUACAGCCCCAUAUCCAGUUCACAGAGUUACAUGAGCGCGUCGCCGCCCGGCUAUGGAGGGAUUUCCUAUUCCCAGCACCAAAACGCAGGUGUUGCGUCGUCGGCCGCCAUCGGCACGCUGAGCUCGUUGGUCAAGUCCGAGCCGAACGUAAGUCCUCCAGUUAGCACGCACUCCAGAGGCCCCUGCCAGGGAGACUUGAGGGAGAUGAUAAGCAUGUAUUUACCGGCUGGUGAGUCCGGAGAGCCGUCCGUUCAGAGCAGACUACACGCUUUACCGCAACACUAUCAGAACACGACGGCCGGAGUAAAUGGGACUGUCCCGCUCACGCACAUUUGAAAUUCUUGAAGGAAGGGAGGGGGGAAAUCAGACACACCACCAAAUAUUGACCUCUUUUCGAUGGCCAUUUAACUACUUUUGUACAGAAUGUUUUAAGAUGUCCUUGUAAAUUAAGAUUAAAAUAGCUAUCAUUUCGGUGUUCAUACCGAGGGAGAGCCGAUGAUAUGUCAGUUAGAGUAAUUUUUUUCUUGUUUCUUUGUUUGUCUGUUUUAUUUUAUUUUAUUUUUAAUAAAUUAUACUGUUCAUGAAUUAUAAUUUGACAUUUUUUCCUGGCCAUGCCAAAAAAAAAAAAUAAAUCCAGCGAUGGUCAUCUUCACUGAAGUAUUUUUGUUCACAUUAUUUAUUUGUGCAAAUUCAUUUUUAAGUUAAUAUGAUAACAUCUAGCAUAACGUGGAUAACUUGAAAAAUGUUUCUGAAAAUUUCUAAAGAGUUUCUUGCAUACCCUAUUACAUUUGAAACAUUUGUACACGUGAAUCCAUGUAUCUGAAAUAUGCUGUAACAUUUCUUGUAAAUUGUGAAUAAGUUUUAAUAUUUGAAAAGACUGGCACGUAACUGCUGCUGUAUAUAAUUUAUGAAAUGCAUUGCUGCCAGUUUGCGUUCUCACUUUGCGCUGACUCAUUGUCUAAAUAAA